AAUAGCAGGAAACCUUAAUAGCGCGUUGAAAGGCCGAUAUUGGGUGAAAGUGGAAGCCAAAGAUAAUGGAACUCAAGCCCUAAGCAAUUUCACAUCACUGGAUAUCUUCAGUGUGGCUAAGAGUUUCCGUAUAAAACUGAAAUUUGGCAUCGGUUUAAAGGAACUGCAGGAUAAGUCAGAUGAAAUCAAAAGCCUUCUGAGCAGUGCAACUGGAACAACUGUCUACAUAACAUCAAUCUAUAUAGACGAUUCAUCAACCCCCAAAUCCAAAAGGGCUCUGGAGAAUACUGCAAUGGAUGCCUAUUUUGUUUACAAGAAUGGCACGGCUCUGAAUGAUAAUCAAGUGCUCGGGAUCAUUCGAAGCAACCCGGAACAGUUGGAAAAACUUAUCGACGUUGGCUUGUCGCUCAUUGGUCCUGGGGAUGUGAAGGAACCUGGAAAAGAGAUGGAGUUCUUUGGUAUUAUUAUAGGGAUGGCAGCAGCUGUCUUCAUCCUCCUCCUCCUCUUGAUUGGGACAGUAAUUGGCAUGAGGAAAAGUUAUACAAGGAAGUUGAAGGCACUCAAAGCCUUGAAGGUGGCUUCACAUUUCUCAGGCAAUGGAGCGCAGCAAGGACCUGCCAUCCCUGGGACCAAUAAAUAUAAUACAGAAGGGGCUAAUCCUGUGCUUGGUUUCUCCUUGGAUCCUUCUGUGAACCUUGGCUUUGAUGAAAAUGCCAGUUCUGAAGUGGCCAGCCUGAACUCUCUGGAUGAAAACAUGUUUGACGUUCCACACGACUUAUUUCCUGCUAACCUGAAAGUGGACAAAGCGGAUGCUCACCAGGAAGCAGACAAUUGGGGAGAGCCCUUGAAAGCUGCUUUAGAGAGUUCCGUUGCUGUAUCUGCAGACUCUGGAAACCCUUCCUUGAAUACUACAGAAAUAUGACUGUGCCCAUUUACUUCUGGCAACGCAAUGUCCCGAAUGUAUAGCAGCUGUUCGCUGAAGAUGCUGAACUGGUAAUGAAAUAAAUUAUAAAACAUUGGGAUAUCGGCUUCUCUGUGGCCUGAAUUAACUCAAGAUCUGCAACUUAAACUUUACCACAUCUGCUCUAAACUAGAAGCAAAGAUGAGACUGAACAAGAUCAUGGAACCGGAGAACUGGAAGAAGCUUCUUGGGCCAUUAAGUCCAGCAUCCUGUGGGCUUAGGAAUCCAGCUGAAAGAUAACAUACAGUACAUGUGGCUACUCAGAAAAUUGUUAGGAUAUUCGGUAAAACAAAAUGCUUCAAUGGAGACAAGACAGAGAAUAAAAGUUUAGUAUGAAGAUAGUGGUAAUGAUAUGACUGAAAAUAUUGAACUUAGUUACUGGUCACUAAGAGUUCUGAUCCUGCUUUAAUGGGGUGUGACAGAAUGACUUUGGCCCAGUGAAGCAUGAGCUUGUCCAUGUAGUCAGUUGAAGUCACAACCAACUUAUGGACACUAUUGACCUCUGGGUAGACACCUUCAUUAUCCAAGGUCUCUCACCAUUGCUGGAGAAGACCUAGGUUUCUUACCAACAUUGCAAAGGUGGCCAGAUGGUGGUUUCCAUGGAAAACUCUUUAAAAAUAAUUAAGCACAAUUGUUUUCUCUCCCCUCCCUUCUUAAAGGUUCUGCACGAAAUAGUGAUAAUAUCAAAACUUUUAUUCUUGGGCAGAAAUCUCUAAACCUUUAUUGUUAAAAUGGAAAUGAGCUAGAACUACACCAGCAAACACACCUUAUUUUCUAACAUGUACCAUUGUUUAUAUGUGCUUUCACUAUUUGGCUUUCUAAUAAUGUGUGGGUUGGCAAGCAUGAUGCCACUAGAAGAUAGAAUAAGGCAAUUCGUCUUUGGCUAUCAUGAGAGAACAAAUAUCUCUUAGGCUAGUAUUUUAAUUUUACUAUGAGGAGAAAGGAAAAUGUUUCUGGGAUUAUUAUUAUUUUUUACCCUGGUAUCAGUGUAGCUUGCAGGUGCAAGAAAAAUGGAAAUGUUCCAUUUUUGGUGUCUGUAUAAAUUUGAAAUGCCAGCCAACGUGGAUUAUCACAUGUGACAUUUGCAAUUUAUGACUUGAACAGAGGGUAAGCUUGUAAUUUGAGGAACUUCUUUUUGAAAGUUGCAAAAAUGAUUGCUCUCCAGCUCUUUCUAGAACCUGCCAAGGGUUCACGUUUGAGAGCCUGUCAACACAAUGUUCAUUAUUCCCAGCAAGGAGACUAUUCAGAAUUUCCGCCCAAUAAAGGGAAACCAUCCCUUUCCCCCCAACCCCUUGACAAACACAAAGAAAGCUUUUUGAGCUGAAACUGUUGAUUGUUAUGUUGAGUUUGUUUGGGUAUUUUGGAGAAAAUUUUUAUUAUCCAACAGUUAGAUUUACAAGUAGUACCCUAAAGAUAUAAAGAAAGGGCAGGAAAAAGAAAUCAAAAGGCAAAAAUUACUCUUAACAAUUCAGCAUUGCUUGGUACUAUAAAUCCAUAUGGCACGUAAACACCAUACUGAGAACAGCACACAAAGCGGGACGUGAGGAGGUUCUCCAGGGGUUCUGUAGGUUUCCCUUCAAUUCUGAGAAGGGAGCAGGGGGAAAGUCCAUUGGCCAGAGCCUCAGCAGCACUUCCCAUUCUAGGCAUAGUGAGGCAGGUUUUGUAGAUUUCACCACAAAUGCUUGUAUUUCCAGGCUGGGUGCCUCUUCCCCAGUUCUUCUCUUGCAUGUUUGACUCUCAGUUGAAUGUGCUGGUAGGCCCUGGGUCCUCCAUGCUAUGCCCUCUGACCUGCAAGGCAAGUGAAGUCUCAAGACAACCUGGCUCUGCAACUGGAAGGCUACUUGUGAACACUGAGCACUCUGGGAACCUAGAAAUGCAGCUGGCUGAAGGGUUAAAUCCAUCCUCCAGCAGAUCUCCUGAAAGGCCUGCUCAAUGGGUGGAGGAGAGCUUGCCAGCCCGAUACACUUUAGGUGUAGCUUUAUGCAGGCAGUGUUGUUGCUAAGUCAGUGCAGUAAUUCCACAUUUCCCUGUGUAUCGAACCUAGUGCUAACAUUUGUACUUCAGCAAACUUUAGGAGCUUAGACUUUUCCAUCAGCCAGACGCCCUCCAAGAGCAACACUGGCUGGAGAUGAUAGGCCGUGUAGUCCAACAUCUCUGGAGAACACUGGGUUGGAGAAACCUGACAUAGAUUCUUUCUCUCUUGGGCAAGAUAGCAGGCAGCCAAACCAUUCAUAUGCUUGCAUUGUUUACAAAGGUUUAAAAGCUACUUAGAGAUGAAUA
Thamnophis sirtalis is the source of this 3241-nucleotide messenger RNA. The record is from RefSeq and is a predicted model, not a curated record. Lineage: Eukaryota; Metazoa; Chordata; Lepidosauria; Squamata; Natricidae.